AUGCCGCACUCGGUAUCACCUAUUGGCUCUCUUGAACGAAAUGAUGAGGAAAUGACAGAUGCCCCCGUGGCGCCUGCCCCCGAGGGAGGUGUGAAAUUGGAGGAUAUGUUUGACGGUGACGACGAUGAGGAGUUCCCGGCUUCCAGUGCACAGGAUGUGAAGAUGCAAUCGUCUCCAGCUCCGGCGCCAGCAGACCCUGCCCCUGCUCCGAGCGGUGUUGACACCGACGUGAUGCUCAUGUUCUACCAGCGCCUCUUCCCGUUCCGAUAUCUGUUCCAGUGGCUGAACCAUGGAAUUGUGCCUACCCGCGACUUUGGCAAUCGAGAGUUUGCUUUGACACUCCAGAAUGACGCGUACCUCCGAUACCAGUCCUACCCCACUGCAGACCUGUUUCGAAAGGAUAUUCUAAGGAUGAAUCCAUCCCGUUUUGAAAUCGGCCCGGUAUACAGCACAAACCCCCGAGACCGCAAAACACUCCGAGGCGGCCAGAUGAAGCCGGUAUCCAAAGAACUGGUGUUCGAUAUCGAUAUGACGGAUUACGAUGACAUUCGAACAUGCUGUCAGAAGGCGAACAUUUGCCACAAGUGUUGGACGUUUGUGACAAUGGCAAUCAAAAUCAUCGAUACCUCUCUACGUGAAGACUUCGGGUUCGAACAUAUUCUCUGGGUGUACUCCGGUCGACGUGGUGCUCACGCCUGGGUUUGCGACCCACGUGCACGAAAUUUGCCUGAUGAUCGCCGUAGGGCGAUCGCGGGAUACCUGGAAAUUCUCCGCGGAGGUUCGUCAAGUGGUAAAAAGGUCAACCUAAAGCGGCCGCUCCACCCGCAUGUUACGCGGAGUCUCGACCAACUCAAAAACUCCUUCGCUCAGACUACCUUGAUCGAUCAAGAUACUUUUGCCAAUACCGAGCAGGCCGAGCGACUUCUCUCAUUACUCCCAGAUAAGUCCUUAAACGAGGCCCUGCGGAAGAAAUGGGAGUCAUCCCCAGAUCGCCCCAGUACCAGUAAGUGGGCAGACAUCGAUGCCUUGGCCAAGACUGGAAAGAGUAGCACUCUGAAGCCCGCUACCCUCCGAGACGCGAAGCAAGACAUUGUUCUCGAGUAUACCUACCCCCGCCUCGAUGCCGAGGUCAGCAAAAAAAUGAUUCACUUGUUGAAGAGUCCCUUUGUUAUUCACCCCGGCACUGGCCGAGUCUGUGUACCCAUCGACCCUAAAAAGGCCGACGAGUUUGAUCCUCUUGCCGUGCCUACCGUGAUGGAGCUCCUCGCAGAGAUUGAUGCAUACGACGCAAAACAUCCUCCUGGCACACAGGAGGUCGAGAUGCCCGAUUUGGAAGGAAGCGCAAUGAACUCAGAUGCCAAGAGUACUCGCAAGCUGCAGGAUUACGAGAAGACCCGUUUGAAGCCAUACAUUGAUCACUUCCGUUCUUUUAUUGCCGGUUUGCUCAAAGAGGAGCGUGUGGCUAAGCGGGAACGCGAAGAGACUGGGCCGGCUGUGAAGGCUGAUCCGAUGGAAUUUUGA
Molecule: messenger RNA, 1521 nt
Organism: Penicillium atrosanguineum
Lineage: Eukaryota; Fungi; Ascomycota; Eurotiomycetes; Eurotiales; Aspergillaceae
Product: DNA primase subunit PRI1
Exons: 3
Coding region: 1-1521 (506 amino acids)
Biological process (GO): DNA replication, synthesis of primer
Cellular component (GO): alpha DNA polymerase:primase complex
Source: RefSeq, a predicted model, not a curated record